AUGAAGGAUGGAGAUGAUUCGGACAGAAGUAAAGAAGUUCAAAGUCCCGACACGCUGGAUGACGGGAAGCAGCUACCGCAAGCAACUAAAGAUCCAGGAAGUUUUCUUAUCCCUUGCACUAUUAAUAAUGAAUAUUUUUCGAGUGCAUUAGCUGAUUUAGGGUUAAGUAUUAAUGUCAUGCCUAAUGCUAUUUAUCAGAAACUUACCCUUUGUUUGCUAAAACCCGCCAACAUGAGCAUUCGGUUAGCCAAUCAGACUUACCGACAACCCAAGUGGAUUGUCGAACGAGUCCAUGUUAGGGUUAAGGAUUUAGAAUUUUGGACUGAGUUUGUGGUGCUUGAUAUGACCAGUGAAGUAGUAACCCCUUCCUUCGCUGAUCUCAAAGAACAACAGAUCGCCAAAGACAAGAUAAACGAUGUGAUCAUCCAAACUAUGGAAGGCCUACUCAAAACUAGCAGGGAAUCCAUCGAGACCGAAAAAGAAAUGGGUCUGGAGGUGAAAAAGAGUUUGGAAGCAAAAAAUAAGAUAUAA
Molecule: messenger RNA, 531 nt
Organism: Erigeron canadensis
Lineage: Eukaryota; Viridiplantae; Streptophyta; Magnoliopsida; Asterales; Asteraceae
Exons: 2
Coding region: 1-531 (176 amino acids)
Source: RefSeq, a predicted model, not a curated record